Molecule: messenger RNA, 843 nt
Organism: Emiliania huxleyi CCMP1516
Lineage: Eukaryota; Haptophyta; Isochrysidales; Noelaerhabdaceae
Exons: 3
Source: RefSeq, a predicted model, not a curated record
GGCACAUCGCGCCCCCCCGGGGGGCCGAUGUCGCGUGGUUGACCGAUUGGGGCGCUGGCGGCGGUUCGCUCCGGUAGAGGCUGCCCGCGAUGCCACGCUCGUUUGCGGCCUGGAACGAGAAGCGGCGCCCGAUCGCUCGCUGUGCGACAUCUCCUCACGCCGAGCCACCCGAAGGGUUCUCGCACACACAGCCCACAAGCCCGCAGAUUCAGGGCCUCAACAUCGACGAGCUGGUGUCGCAGCUGACAGAGAAUGAGCUGAUGCUCGCGCCCUCGGCGGCCUCGCUCCAGCCAGCGCUGCUGCUGGGCUCAGAGGCAGAGUGGAGUCCGCCGCCUGACACGGCGCUCAUUCAUCCCGUCGCCGCUGGGCAGCCGGGCGAGUCGGGCCGCGACUCGGCGGCGAUGGAGACGGACGCGCUGCCGCUCGCGGCGUGCCAACUGGGGCCCGGCACCUGCGCCAUCGCGAUGCACCCGGCGGCGCAUGUCCCUGCGCACCUCCAUGCGCCUGUCGGAGGGCUGGCAGUGCAGCUUGGGCCAGAAGUGCAGCUUGCCCAGCCAGUGGAGGGCAGCGCGGCGCACCUCGGCCGGGCGACCUUCGCGGCGGCGGGGCCGAGCAGCGACGAGGGCGCCACCGAGCCUCCCCUCGUGUGGUCAGCCUGCCGCUGCCCCGUCUCCGCCGACUCAAACGGCGUGCCUAUCGUGCCGGGCCCGGCGGGGAUCGCGUCGGUGUCUGGGUACGCAGUUGCGGUCCGGCUGCACUCGCCGCUGCUCUACUGGGCCGAGCGAUCGCGCUGGAUGUGGCACAAGAAAUGGUGCCUUCCGCGCAUCACCGUCCUCGUCACCG